Tauraco erythrolophus (red-crested turaco) is the source of this 900-nucleotide messenger RNA. Lineage: Eukaryota; Metazoa; Chordata; Aves; Musophagiformes; Musophagidae. The record is from RefSeq and is a predicted model, not a curated record.
GUUGUUUAUAAGAAUAACGACAUUCGUCUGGAGCUGUCUCGCUUGGCACGGAUUGGUGAUACCAAGAUGAAGAUCUACGGGGAAGUGAAAUUUGUAUGUGAGAAUGUGGCUACACUGGACCCCAUCAGCUUUGAAACACCUGAGGCCUACAUUAGUCUGCCUAAAUGGAAUACCAAAAGGAUGGGCUCCAUCUCGUUUGAUUUCCGAACCACUGAACCCAAUGGACUGAUUCUUUUCACCCAUGGCAAGCCUCAGGAGAGGAAAGAUGCCAGAAGCCAGAAAAAUACAAAGGUAGACUUCUUUGCAGUUGAGCUUCUAGAUGGGAACCUUUACUUGCUUCUGGACAUGGGCUCUGGGACCAUUAAAGUCAAGGCCACCCAGAAGAAAGCCAACGAUGGAGAGUGGUAUCAUGUAGAUAUUCAACGAGACGGAAGAUCAGGUACUAUAUCAGUCAACAGCAGACGCACCCCAUUCACCGCUAGUGGGGAAAGUGAGAUCCUAGAUCUGGAAGGCGACAUGUACCUUGGUGGGCUGCCAGAGAACCGGGCAGGACUCAUCCUUCCCACAGAGCUCUGGACAGCAAUGCUGAACUACGGCUACGUCGGCUGUAUCCGAGACUUGUUCAUCGACGGGCGAAGCAAGAACAUCCGACAGCUGGCAGAGGCGCAGAAUGCCGCGGGAGUCAAGUCCUGCUCCCGCCUCAGCACCAAGCAGUGCGACAGCUACCCAUGCAAGAACAAUGCAGUCUGCAAGGAUGGCUGGAACCGCUUCAUUUGUGACUGCACUGGCACCGGAUAUUGGGGUAGAACAUGUGAGCGAGGUAAGCUGAGUUUUCUGACCUCACUUGUAUGGACCUCAAGGUGUGCAGGAGAACUAGAACAGAAUUCAGUGUUUCCGUGA